CCGUGCUGAAAAGGUGAUCGAUCAGUAUCGCUCGAGUGGUGGCGGAGGCGGCGGCGUUUACCGCGCUGCUGGAGCUGACAGUGAAAGCGAAGAAGUAAGCAGUAAUGACGACGAUGAAAAUCCAGCCGUUUUUAGUGAUCUCGAAAACGAGGAUAAGGAAGCUGUGCGCAACAUCUUCUAUGCUCGCGGAAACUCCAAUAACAAACGUCGUUCGUCGAAUAAUCGCAACAUUAAUCGUCGUGUCUUCAGUCGUGGUUUUCUGAAAAAGAACAAACGUUCGAUGAACAACUUUCAACGCGGACGCGGUAAGCGUAACGUGCGACGAGCUGAAGAAGAGUGCACCUCUGAAGUUGAAGAUAUACGUGGGAUCUUCCAAGGCGAAUGUUGGAUUUGUGGGAAGAUGGGACACCGAAAGGACGAAUGCCCUGAUCGCAAGAACAAAGAUGCGGUUCGACGUGCGCUCGGUAAAGAGUUUCCAGAAUUCGAGAUUCUGGAAAAACAGGCUAUCGAAAACAAGACAACGAACACUUCCCGCGAACGCACCAAUAACAUUCACCGUGUUGACCGACUCGACGGCGAUGAAGAGAAUUUAUCGCGGGACGCGAUUGCGGAUGUUGCCAAAGAAAAGGCACCCAGGAGACAAAUAAACCGAAAAGUCACCACUUCCUGUGGUACGAGUGUCAGGAAGAGUUAUGCUUUCAGGAC
Messenger RNA from Amoebophrya sp. A25, 705 nucleotides. The record is from the annotation of a GenBank genome assembly. NCBI's taxonomy places the organism in Eukaryota, Dinophyceae, Syndiniales, Amoebophryaceae.